AUUUUGUCGCUUGAUGCUUUCUUCUUUGAUGCUUUAUUUUUUGGCCUUUUCUUUUUUCUUUUUGCCGAAUUAUUCUCUUUUGGUGAAUUCUCUUUUGGCCAAUAUUUUCCUUUUGAUUCAGGCGUCUCGUCGUCUGAAUUGUCAUCGCAUUCAAACGCUGCGUUGACUUGUAUUGAUGCGGCGAAUACUGUGUGUGCGCCUAUUGCAUUUUCGAUUUGACCUGCACCGCUUAAAAUUUUCCCAAGUCGUGAUUCACUGAUGGUAA
Meloidogyne enterolobii is the source of this 265-nucleotide messenger RNA. The record is from the annotation of a GenBank genome assembly. NCBI's taxonomy places the organism in Eukaryota, Metazoa, Nematoda, Chromadorea, Rhabditida, Meloidogynidae.